This is a messenger RNA of Menidia menidia (Atlantic silverside), 6522 nucleotides long. The record is from the annotation of a GenBank genome assembly. NCBI's taxonomy places the organism in Eukaryota, Metazoa, Chordata, Actinopteri, Atheriniformes, Atherinopsidae.
CUGUUGCACACUGGGAAUUCCCUAAAGAUCCGCCGUGAGGGCGUCCGCUUGUUCCUGCUGUGGAUGCAGGCGCUGCAGAGCAACGCGGAGCGGGAGCAGCUCUGCAUGUUUGCCUGUUUGAUUCCCGGCUUCCCGGCGCCGCUGUGCCACGGGACCCCGCGCACGCUGGACACUCUGAUCAACACGCCGCUGAGCCUGACCGAGACUCAGGUCACACCUGAGGAAAUCACACCAUUGGUUGCUCCCCAGUCAGGUGACAAAAACCAGGAAGACCUCACCGCUUACUUCCUAGAAGCUCUGCUGAAAUAUAUGGUAAACCAGGCAAAGUCUUUGGAGUGGCGGUGUAAAGAGAACCACGAGCGGGGCUUCAGCUUCCUCUUCGGCCACUUCAGGAAGUUUUACCUCCCUCACAUAUUCCCCAACUUCGCCAUGGAGACGAGCCUCUACAGCCCCAUGUUAGAUGUGCCACCGAUGCGUCCGAAGCCGUACUACAGCGUGGUGCGCAGAGAGCAGGACGGGGGGGAGACGCUGUACUGCACCAAGGAGAGCUUCCUCCAGGCCAGAGAGAGAGCAUCCCAAAGAACAUACAGCGGGCGGCGGCCGGCCUGGCUGCUCGAUCUGCAGGCAGCUCUGAGGACAGCGGUGGGGGGGGGGCGGUCGGACGUUCACCUGGAGGGAAGCGGCAGCUCGCUGGGGCCCUCCGGUGGCAGCCUGGGGAUCUGCGGGGGCCCGGGGAACAUCGGGGAACCCGAGCAGAGCCACUCCAACACCUCCACGCUGACGGAGCGAGAGCCCAGCUCCUCCUCGCUCUGCUCCAUGGACGAGGAGCAGCUCACCGACAUGGAGGUGGUGCGGAGGGUCCUGACCUGCUCCAGGACCAACGUCAACUUCAUCACUGAGAUCUUCAGACAGGCAUUUCUUCUUCCCAUGUGUGAGGCGGCUGCAAUGCGAAAAGUGGUCCGUGUUUACCAGGAGUGGAUCUCCAUGGAGGAAAAACCCGUAUUCAUGAAGGAGCCAGAGGAAGGCCCCUAUCCUAUUCUGGCUGCCUCCAGUCUGGAUGCUGCUUCUCAUCUGGGAGACAAAGAAGUGGAGAGGAUGAACAAAGAGAUUGAGGGUGAAUUGCUGGAAUACAGCGUUCAUGCUGGAGUUCAGACUACUCUGCAGGUGUUCAUCACCCAUUCGGCCAACGUUUUCCUCCUGGAACCCGCCAAUGACAUCAAAAUCCUUUUGGAGGAGCAUGUCGACAUGUGCAAGCGAGUCCUGAACAUCUACCGCAGCCUGGUCAUGCACGAGACCAUGGACCAGAAGACAUGGGAGCAGAUCUUACUGGUCCUUCUGAGGGUGACGGAGUCUGUAAUGAAGCGGCCUCCAUCCAUUAUGCCUCACGGGAAGAAGAACAACACGCUCUCGGGCCGACUGGCCGGGCCUAUCUUUCAGACGCUGAUAGUAGCCUGGAUUAAAGCAAACCUAAACGUCUAUAUAAGCAGAGAGCUGUGGGAUGACCUUCUCUCGGUCCUCUCCUCCCUGACCUGCUGGGAGGAGCUGGUCACCGAGUGGUCCCUCACCAUGGAAACCCUCACAAAGGUGUUGGCCAGGAACCUGUACACCGUUGAUUUAAACGAGCUGCCUCUGGACAAACUCAGUGAGCAAAAACAGAAGAAACAUAAAGGAAAAGCCACUGGGCUGGAGGGUCAGCGGCAGGUGGUGGACCGUUCCUUCUCCAAAGGCUGGAGCCGGGACCAGCCGGGUCAGGCGGCGGCCAUGAGGCAGCGGAGCGCCACCACCGCCGGCUCUCCGGGGAUCGAAAAAGCCAGGAGUAUCGUUCGCCAGAAGACUGUCGCCCUGCGUAGCUGCUCUACGGGGGACUCUCUGCUGUCCUCCGCCUUUAUCCGCAGUGCUAAGAGUGCUCCUGCUCUGGCUCCGCCUCUUCCUGUCCUCCUCCACCACCACCACCCUUUUCUGCCCCCCCUUGCUGACCAUCUGGCAGACCUCGAGGACCCACCGAUCUCGCUGACGACCCGCGGCUCCCGAAUGCGCCACUCCUCCCAGAGCGACGAGGCCCCGCCCACUUCCUGCUCCGAGGUGUUUCAGGGCGUGGCCUGCGACCUGGACCCUCCGGCCCCGUCCUCCCUGGCGCGGAGCAGCAGCGCCUCCGACAUCAUGGAGCCUUUCAUCGCAGAGCGGGUCAAAGGUGAAGACCCCCAGAGGGAUCCCGUUCUGAUCCCAAACCCCCCCCACCACCACCACCACCACCACCACCACUCCACAACUACCGCCAACAGUCACACAGCUCCACCGCUCUCACAGUCCCUCACCACCCCUUCCCCCACACCUUUUCCCUUUUCCAACGGGGUCGUUCCCACUCCCUCAGAGGUGCAGGAUGAUGGUGGCGUUCAGAGCCAGCCCUGGUUUCAGCUCAGCUCCGGGUGUAGCUCCGACUGGGUGAGCGACUGGGACUCGGCCUUCGCCGCGUCCACCGAAAAGCAGAGCGACCCGGAGGAGGUGGAAACGGGCGUGGAGGCAGAGGAGGAUGAUCUGUUCUCCUCUAUUAGGGACUUCCUCACUCACAAAGGUGAGAGGAGGGAGGAGCAGGGAGAAAACGGCCCGGCUCUACCCACACCGGUGCAGACGGGGAUAGCCAGGUCACAGUACGACCACGCGGGGCAGCUGGGAGAGGCAAAACAGGUCGUGAGGGGGGGCAGAGAGGGGGGUACUUCAGGGAGACACAGCAGUGUGGAUUCUACUGAGGAGACGGAGGCCGAGCAGCGCAGCAUCUACGAGUGUCUGGAGCUGCAGUGCGAGUGGCCGUCGCCCAUUAAGGGAAGCGCCAGUUUAGAGAGAAGCAACGGGGAGAAAAAGGGAGCCGGAGGAAUUGCCGGAGCAGGAUUAGAAGCGAAACCCGACCCCUGGAGUCAGUCAGGAGACCAAAAGAAAGAGGAUAAAGAAGUAGAAGCAAACGACAGGCCCAUAUUGGUCAGACAGGAAGCUGAAUCUCACUGUGAGGCCUCAGACCCGGCCAAGGCCAAGACGUCCCGGGGUAAGAGGCACCAGUCCGGGAGCGUCCACGUCAGCUUCCGGCCCUCCACCGAGUCCGUCCAGUUCCACAACCCCCUGGAGAACAAGGAGGCCCACUGGAGGGCCCGCCUGCGCAGGCUCAGCCACUUCCACACGCACAGCCACUCCGCCGGGGAGAGGACGGCCGGCGGGGGCGGGGCGGGGUCAGGAUCAGGGUCUGGGUCAGGGUCAGGAUCGGGGGGGAAGCUGGGAACAGGGGCCCCAGGUAAGUUCGGCUCUGUUGGCCACAAAACGGGAGCGCUUGAUAAAUCCUCUGGGACUUCUCUGGAUGGUGGAGCCUCUGGAGGCUCGGAAAGCCGGCCCGGAACCGGAGGGGAAAAGCUCCACUCUGGGGCCGCCAUGGGGUCUGGACUAGGUCCCGAGGGCCCCCCGGAGGGGUUCUCCGGUUCCUCGGGUUCCUCCGGUUCCUCGGGCGGGCACUCGGGAGUGCGGGGGCGUUUGGGGCGUUCCGCCUUGCGUUCUCGAGCCUCCCGCUCGCGCUCCCAGGAGCCCGGCAGCACCGCCUCGCGCCACCACCAGGGGGCGCUCCUGGGCGGCGUCUAUAAGAGCGUGGUCCACGCCCUGUCCUCCAAACCGCGGCCCAGAGGCCAGGGCUCGUCCCAGGGCUCCUCGCCCCAGCGGCAGGGCCGCGUCGCCAUGGGAGACGCCUCGCUCAGGGACCUCUACUCACACGUCCUGGGCUACUUUGGACGAAAGACGACCGCGCCAGGGUUUGGGGAUUUCACUUCACACCUCCUUCCCCUGUUCUCCACCUUCAUCCUCUCCUCAAUUUUGCAUGCGGCCUCGUCGUGCCUCCUUCGCCUCCUCCCCGGAUACUGGCCCAUCUCCAGCAUCUCAGAAGGAAACCGCAUUCUCCAGAGAAGUAUCUUGUGUAGAUCAGACGGUCGCCGUGGCAGCAGCCCGGGGAGCCUGGAGGUUCCCAGGGACCUGCCGGAGCUCUUGGAGGCCGGUCACAGUCCCGGGUCACGGCCCGCCGACGACAUGCGGCCCAUCGACGACCCGGGGGUCCCCUCUGAGUGGACGUCGCCCGCCAGUGCCAGCGGCUCUGAUGUCAUCAGCUCCGACAGCCAAUCGGACUCGUUCAACGCCUUUCAAUACUCCACCUGCAAAUUCGAAAAUUUUACCUUCAGUUCGGACGCAUGUGGAGGAGCGGCUGGUGCCAGAGGAGCGUCCGGAGGGGGGGGCCGUGGCAGCUCAUUGGACCAGGACAGCCUGGGAGGGGGCGUGGCUUCUGAAGAGCACGAGGUGGCCAGUUUGACGACGCUUCACAUCGAUUCGGAGACCAGCAGCCUCAGCCACACGGUCACCGGUCGCCGUGGCAGCAGCCCGGGGAGCCUGGAGGUUCCCAGGGACCUGCCGGAGCUCUUGGAGGCCGGUCACAGUCCCGGGUCACGGCCCGCCGACGACAUGCGGCCCAUCGACGACCCGGGGGUCCCCUCUGAGUGGACGUCGCCCGCCAGUGCCAGCGGCUCUGAUGUCAUCAGCUCCGACAGCCAAUCGGACUCUUUCAACGCCUUUCAAUACUCCACCUGCAAAUUCGAAAACUUUACCUUCAGUUCGGACGCAUGUGGAGGAGCGGCUGGUGCCAGAGGAGCGUCCGGAGGGGGGGGCCGUGGCAGCUCAUUGGACCAGGACAGCCUGGGAGGGGGCGUGGCUUCUGAAGAGCACGAGGUGGCCAGUUUGACAACGCUUCACAUCGAUUCGGAGACCAGCAGCCUCAGCCACACGGUCACCGUCACCGACGUUGCCACGGUGAUGUGGCGGAGGAUGUUGGGCAUCCUGGGAGAUGUCAACAGCAUCAAAGACCCAGAGAUCCACGCUCAGGUCUUUGACUACUUGUGCGAACUGUGGCAAAACUUAGCCAAGAUAAGGGAUAAUUUGGGCAUUUCCCUGGACAACCAGUCAUCUCCCCCUCCUCCUGUUUUGAUCCCUCCUCUCAGAAUACUCACUCCAUGGCUUUUCAAGGCCACCAUGUUGACAGAGCGUUACAAGCAGGGGAAGCUUCAUGCCUACAAGCUAAUCUGCAGGAUCAUGAAGAGACGACAAGACGUUUCCCCAAACACAGACUUUCUCACACACUUCUACAAUAUUAUGCACCAAGGACUUCUGCACCAAGACCAGGACAUCGUGAACACCAUCAUCAAGCACUGUAGUCCCCGUUUUUUUAGUAUCGGUCUGCCCGGAGCCACUAUGCUAAUCCUCGACUUCAUCAUCGCGGCAUCGAGAGUCACCGCCUGCUCAUCUCUCAACGCUCCCAGAGUGGAGGCCCAGAUCCUUCUGGGGUCUCUGGUGUGUUUUCCUAACUUGUACGGGGAGCUUCCAGCCCUCCAUCCCACCACGGCUGACGUGGUGCUCACCAAGUUUCCUGAUGUAAAGGAGCACGUUAUCAGAACCAUCCUGACUUCUGCAAGGGAAGAACCCUCAGCUCCAGCUCGGUGUGUUGCUCUGUGCAGUUUGGGGAUCUGGCUGUGUGAGGAGUUAGCUCGUGGGACUCAAUGUUCACAGAUUAAAGAAGCUCUCAAUGUCAUCUGUGUUACCCUGAAAUACCCCAAUAAGAACGUAGCACUGGUGGCGUCGGACAUCCUUCAUCUCCUGAUCAGUUACGCGGAUCAUCUUCAAAAGUUCCCCCCCGACACUCCGAAGAAGAUAGUAGAGUACCCCAAUAAGAACGUAGCACUGGUGGCGUCGGACAUCCUUCAUCUCCUGAUCAGUUACGCGGAUCAUCUUCAAAAGUUCCCCCCCGACACUCCGAAGAAGAUAGUAGAGAUUCUGAUUGCAACCAUCACCUACCUUCUCCCUAAUACCGAGUCGUCUCCACACGAGUUGGAUAAGAGGCUGGUGGUGUCGCUCCUCCUGUGUCUGCUGGACUGGGUGAUGGCUCUGCCCCCGAAGACUCUCCUCCAGCCCGUGCAAACGCGGAGCACACCUGAGAGGGACCAGCCCACCAAGACCCUGCUCAGCUGCAUCUACAAGGUUCUGCACGGCUGUGUGUACGGGGCCCAGUCCUUCAGCAGCCCCCGGUAUUUCCCCCUGCAGCUGUCGGACCUCCUGAGCCCGGACUACGACCCCUUCCUGCCCCUGGAGAGCCUGAGGGAGCCGGAGCCUCUGCACAGCCCCGACUCUGAGCGCUCCAGCAAGCUGCAGCCCGUCACCGAAGAUCGCAGCCGAAUUCAGCAAGGCCUGGUUUCCAUAGCAGCCAGGACAGUUAUUACCCACCUGGUCAACCAUCUGGGGCAUUAUCCCAUGUCUGGAGGGCCGGCCACUCUGUCCAGUCAGGUGUGUGAAAACCAAGACAACCCCUUCUGUGACAGUCCGGACCUUGGACCAGAACUUUUCCACUCACCCAACCUGCAGUUCCUGGUUCUGAAUGGCUCCACGCUGCUCUCAGUGCUUCAGGUAAUCAGCUCUGAGGGUGGGGACACACACCUGCUGCUCAAAUCUUACUGA